CAUUAUUAUUAUUAAUAAUAUUAUUUUUCUAAUACUACUGGAACCCUUAGCUGAUUUUACGUUUUUUUUUCAUUGUCACCCUAUUAACGGUAACUUUGUGGCGAAUAGUUUACGGUUUUUAUUAUUAUUAGCUAUUUUUUGUGUACUCUCCGUGGCCGUUCACGACGUUCCACACGAAUUGCCGCCGGAACAGUUUACUCUAAUCUUCAUGCCAUCCACGAUCGUUUGUAAUCAAAUUUUAAUAUCAUUCGUGUAACAAUUAUGUGACUAACAAAAACACUAUUUUACCUACCCGCGUUUGUCUCUUUCACUAGCUGUACUUAGCAAUGUGACAUUGUUGUUUACUCAACACCGGUCUCUCGUUUUGUUAUAUUUAUCAAUAAUUUGAAAUAUGCAGGAGGAUAUGAUAUAUCCGGCUGGUUGCCGUCCAGUUACUGAUGAUUUAGGUCCAGAUGAACUUAUUCGGCGAUUGAAAACUUUAGCUCAUACGCUUCAAGCAAUGGGUCAAGAUGAAGGCAUGUAUCAACAGUAUAUACCACUGACUUUACAUUUAGCUGAAGAUUAUUUUCUAAAACAUAUUAGUAAAGAUGUACAGCUGUUAAUAGCUUGUUGUAUUGCUGAUGUUCUUAGAGUCUAUGCUCCUGAUGCUCCGUACAAAGAUCCAGAACAAGUCAAAGGUAUAUUUAUGUUCCUAAUAAAACAACUUGCAGGAUUAAAAGAUCCUAAAGAUCCAGCAUUUAAACGAUAUUUUUAUCUUUUGGAAAAUCUUGCUUAUGUUAAGUCUUUUAAUAUGUGCUUUGAAUUAGAAGACUGUCAAGAGAUAUUUUGUAAACUAUUUUCACUGAUGUUUAAAAUUGUCAAUGAUGAACAUUCAACCAAAGUUAAAUCAUUCAUGUUGGAUAUAUUGUGUCCCCUUAUCUGUGAAUCUGAUAUGGUAGCCAGUGAACUACUUGACAUUAUAUUAAUAAAUAUUGUUGAGCCCAAUAAAUCACAAAGAAGAAAUGCUUACUCAUUAGCAAAAGAUCUUAUCCUCAAAUGCUCAAAUACUUUAGAGCCUUACAUUCAAUCGUUUUUUAAUCAUGUUUUAAUAUUGGGCAAAAACGAAAAAAAUUUAGCUAUAAGCACAAAGACUUACGAUCUCAUUUAUGAAUUGAAUAGAAUUAGUCCAUCUGUACUGUUAGCAGUACUUCCACAACUUGAAUGCAAAUUGAAGUCAACAGUUGAACAGGAACGCCAUGGCACUGUAUCUCUUUUAGCUCGCAUGUUUUCUGAAAGAGAAUCUAAUCUGGCUAAGCAUCAUAGUGUUUUAUGGCAAGCAUUUCUUAGUCGAUUUAAUGAUAUAUCUGUUAGCAUUCGUAUUAAAUGUGUUCAGUAUGCAAUGCAUUUACUUUUAAAUCAACCUACUCUUCGCCAAGAUCUGACAGAAGCAUUAAGCUUAAGAAGUUCUGAUAGUGAUAUGAAUGUACGCCAUGAAACUGUAAUGGCUAUUGUAUCUACAGCUAAACAUGAUUUUGAACCAAUUGCAGACCAUGAAGAAUUGCUCUUAGUUGUUAAGCAAAGAAUGUGUGACAAGAAGUUCAAAAUUAGAAAAGAAGCUACAUCUGGUCUAGCAUUUAUAUACAAAACAUACUUGAAUGAUCCUGAUGUUCCUCAAGCUACAAAAAAAGCAUUUACAUGGAUCAAAGAUAAAAUUUUACAUGGUUAUUAUAGAACUUGUGUUGAAGAUAAAUCAUUAGUCGAAAGACUUGUGAAUACUUCUUUAGUACCUUAUCAACUUCCACCUGAAGAGAGAAUGAAGAGACUUUAUCAUUUGUAUGGUACUAUUGAUGAUUAUGCAAAAAAAUCAUUUAUGGAGAUACAAAAAACUCAAUUAUUAAUACGUUCACACUUGAAAGAUUUUCUUGAUAAUCAUAAAAAAGAAGAUAGUCCACAAAGAGAUAGAGAAAUUCAGGCCAGUAUAAAAUUAUUGACACGAUAUUUACCAGAAUCGGUUAAAGCAGCAGAGUUUAUAGGAAAAUUUUCACAACACUUAAUUAAAGAUUCUUCACUUUUAAGUUCUAUGGAUACAAUUGCAAAGCAGAAUUCAAGUACUGCUGAAAUAUCUGAAGCAACUAAUUUAGUAUUGCGAAAACUUGGGCAACCUGUUAUGACAAAUCUAUAUUAUAACACUGUAAAAGCACUUCUGGAAAGAGCUUCAUCUGUUAUGAUUGACUCUCAGGCAUUAAAGGCAUUAUUUAACCAUGUAGAAAACUGUUUGAGUGGUGGUAACAUGAUUGAAGAACUUGGUUUACAUCCAGGAACUGCUGGUUACAGAGGACUUGAACUUCUUAAUGUAUUGUCAAAUACGUUUGCCUGUCACUUUUACCAUCCUGAUAUUUUAGAUAAAUUAUUAGAUCUUUCACAUCAUGAUGAUGAAUACAUUGCUCCUCAAGUUCUGACUAUGUUGACUACAAUUGGCAAAUAUAGUGCACUUGGUAAAUUUGUCAACUCAAAUAUUUUUUAUUAUAUUUAUAUUUAUAUUAUUAUAGGUGAUUCGUAUCCGGAAUUUACUGAAAAAUUAAUUCCAAUAUGUAAAAAACUGGCAGUUAGUGGUACUCCAAAACAAGCUAAAGGAGCUAUACGAUGUUUAUAUGUAAAUGUAUAUAAAUCCAAAAAUGAUAUUUUUGAUGAUAUUGUGGAGAAAACUAAAAUGAAUUUGGAACCAGAUUCUGAUCAUUAUGAAACUGCUAUUGUAGCUCUUGGGCACUUAGCUAUUAAUGUAGCUGAAAAAUACAAUGUUCAUUUCAAAAAUAUGAUUUCUCGAAAGGUAAGAUAAUGAAUAAAUACUCUAAUUUUCUAAAAGUCAUCAAUUUAUUAUUUAAUUUAAAACCUAUGGCUAUAGUUAUAAAAAAAGAUCCAGGAGCUAAUUGAUUAGUCAGUCAUAUGUCAAAAAUUAUA
Molecule: messenger RNA, 2937 nt
Organism: Sipha flava (yellow sugarcane aphid)
Lineage: Eukaryota; Metazoa; Arthropoda; Insecta; Hemiptera; Aphididae
Gene: pds5
Product: sister chromatid cohesion protein PDS5 homolog B
Exons: 12
Coding region: 392-2815 (807 amino acids)
Biological process (GO): mitotic sister chromatid cohesion; DNA repair
Cellular component (GO): chromatin; nucleus
Source: RefSeq, a predicted model, not a curated record